Messenger RNA from Ostreococcus tauri, 1728 nucleotides. Its product is annotated as Protein phosphatase 2C (PP2C)-like domain. Lineage: Eukaryota; Viridiplantae; Chlorophyta; Mamiellophyceae; Mamiellales; Bathycoccaceae. The coding region runs from base 1 to 1728 and encodes 575 amino acids. The record is from RefSeq and is a predicted model, not a curated record. The transcript has a single exon. Gene Ontology annotation, molecular function: protein binding.
AUGGCUGUAACGGAGUUUGAUGACGACAUCAAUCGUCGACGCGUCGCGUCUUCGAUGCUCGCGCGGGCGCUCAGGCGCGGUGCGUCGUCGAACAAUACGUGUCUUCGCCUCUCCGAGCGCUCUGUGAGGUGGAUAUCGACGUCGAGCGAUGAUGAGACGCGAACGAACGCGUGGAAUCCGGAUUCACAAAAAUCAGUAAGUCCACCGCCGACGCCGCACGCGCGACGAUGGAGCGUCUCCGUGCACGACGACGGUGGCGUCGGACUGGGCGUCGCGAUGGACUACGACGAUCGCGGCGACGCGUUCGAUCGUGGGCGGAAUCGAAGGAAUUCAACACUCGGAGCGUCGGCGCGGGACGAGUACGAGGAAUACGUCGAGUCGUUGACGCCGAGACAAGCGUCGGUGGUGCACGCGCCGGGGGUUUUGGACAAAGCCACGGGGCGGUACAGGAUUGAGGUGACGACGGGAACGAACCGAGGUGCGGGGACGAACGGUAGGGUGGAGCUCACGUUGGUCGGCGCGGACGGUUUGACGUAUCCGGUGGCGCUGCAGUACGAUAAAGGUAUCGAUCCGCAAUUCUCGCGCGCGUCGUGUCUGCCGUUCCGGUUCGCCGUGAGCGCGCGGCUAGGGGAGUUGCGACGCACGAGAGUGCGACUCGUACCGGAGUUGACGGCGGUGGGAAGGGGGUGGUAUUUGGAUGAUAUCCGCGUCACGUGCGAGAACACCGGAGACGAGUGGGUGUUUCCGUGUCAUCGGUGGUUCGGACAGAGCGAUUCGGGGGAUGGGCAGUCGGGGCCGUACACGCAGGAUCUCGACGCAAAGUCCGCGGAUGAGCUUCGACGCGCUUUCGGGGCGGAAGGGGAGAUGCCGAGGAAGGAGCGCGGGGAGUUUGAGUGCGUCGCGUCCGGCGCCGCGGUGCCGCAUCCGGAGAAGACCAAGCGCGACGGCGCGCGCGCGGUGGUCAGGAGGACGCACGGGCACGGUGGGGAGGACGCAUAUUUCAUCGCGCGCGCGCCGGGACACAAUAACGUGGGCAUGGGGAUCGCGGACGGGGUCUAUCUGUGGCGAUGGCAGGGUAUCGACGCGGGCGAGUACUCUCGGGCGCUCAUGACGCACGCCGCCGAGGCGCUGAUCUCGGGCGCGAUCGUUCGUCCGACGGCGAUGAUGGCGCAUGCUUACGAUGAGGUUAACAAUGCAGGGAUGAAAGGGAGCACUACGGCGUGCAUCGUGGUCAUCGAUAAGGAACACGGGUUGAUGUACUGCUCCAACGUCGGCGACAGCGGUUUCAUGCUCAUCCGAGGUGAGCCAGGCGGACGCUAUGUCGCCCAUCGCAGUCCGCCGCAGGAGCACAAUUUCGGAUGCCCGUUUCAGCUCGGACAUCACGAGACGAGCGACAAGGCAUCAGACGCGAUGCGCACCAAGCUCUAUCUCGAGCCGGGCGACAUCGUCGUCCUCGGUUCGGACGGGUUGUGGGACAAUCUGAGCGAGGUGGAGGUACUCGCGAGCGUCGAGGCGUCCGUCGCGGACGAGGCGAAAGUGGAUCAAAAGGCCAUUGACAUCGCGACGCGAAAUUUACUCGCACGCGCGUACGACGUGAGUAUGGAUAGGUCGCGCGUGACGCCGUACUCGCUCGCCGCGACCGAACAUUUUGACAUGGUGUACAGCGGUGGGAAGAAGGACGACAUUUCCGUCGUCGUAUGCCACGCCUCGUUGAAGAGCGGGUUCUGA